This is a messenger RNA of Effrenium voratum, 1217 nucleotides long. The record is from the annotation of a GenBank genome assembly. NCBI's taxonomy places the organism in Eukaryota, Dinophyceae, Suessiales, Symbiodiniaceae.
CAAUUGAAGCCAAAGCAAGUUUUGUUUUCAGAAUGGCCGUGGCGCUUCGCCUUGCUGCGAUUUUGGUUGUGCUGUGCCGAGGAGAGCCGGAGGAUGAGAAGUUUCUUGAGGAGAAUCGCUUGCGAGACGACGUGACCGAAACGGCAUCAGGAUUACAAUACGAGGUGGUCAAGAGUGGAGGCGGUCCAAGCCCUGAACCGGAUUCCAAGUGCGUGGUGCAUUACCGCGGAUCUUUGUUGAACGGAUCAGAGUUUGACAGCUCUCAUAAGCGUGGCGCACCUGCUACCUUCAAGCCAUCAGCAUUGAUGCCAGGCUUCAAGGAGGCCUUGCUGAUGAUGAGGCCUGGCGACACUUGGAAGAUUUGGAUCCCCAGCCAGAUAGCAUAUGGACCCAAAGGGGCAGGCAGUGCCAUCCCUGCCAAUGCAGCCCUCUUUUUUGAGCUGGAGCUCAUGGAGGUGAGCCCCCCUGCUGAAGGUCUGGAGUGGGCGUGGGAGCAAGCCACGGCUAAUCCGAUGCCGAUUGCUUUGCUUUGCAUGGUCGCCUUCCAAUUCCUCCAGAGCUAUUUUGGCAAGAGCGGAGCCUCCAACAUGAAGGAGCUGCCUAUCUCUGAAGCAGCAUCUGAGGAGAACCCGAAGGUGUUUUUUAGCGUGCAGAUUGGCGAAGAUGAGCCCGAGCGUAUCGAGAUGGAGCUUUUUGCCAAGAGCUAUCCCAAAACAGCAGAGAACUUCCGCUGCUUGUGCACCGGAGAGAAGGGCAAAGGCAAGUCCGGGAAGCCAUUGGCCUUCAAAGGCAGCAUUUUCCAUCGCAUCAUCCCUGGCUUCAUGUGCCAGGGCGGGGAUUUCACAAAAGCAAAUGGAACCGGUGGUGAGUCCAUCUAUGGAGAGAAGUUUGAAGAUGAGUGGGACAGUGGCUUCAUCACGCAUAACAAAGCUGGGUUGCUGUCAAUGGCCAAUGCUGGCAAGGAUACGAACGGGUCACAGUUCUUUGUCACCCUGGCAGCUUGCCCACAUCUUGACGGAAAGCAUGUGGUCUUUGGUCACGUGAUCAGUGGCAUGGAUGUGGUGACAAAAAUGGGCGCAACCGGCACAGGUGGUGGCACGCCAAAGCAGAAAGUGACCAUCGUUGACUGUGGUGAAGUCAAGAGCAAAUCCACGUAAGACAGCCAUGAAUCGGCAUGCGUUCGAACAGCGCGAUGCCGGCGCAGUGAGGAUAGAACA